This is a messenger RNA of Medioppia subpectinata, 288 nucleotides long. The record is from the annotation of a GenBank genome assembly. Lineage: Eukaryota; Metazoa; Arthropoda; Arachnida; Sarcoptiformes; Oppiidae.
GCGACGGCUGCGACCGCAUCGGCUCCGAGUCCCGCCUCGAAGGUUACCUUUAAGAUCACACUGACAUCUGAUCCCAAAUUGCCGUACAAAGUGCUGACGGUUCCAGAGAACGCCCCCUUUACCGCUGUCCUUAAGUACGCGGCUGAAGAGUUCAAACAAACGCCGGCCACGAGUGCUAUCAUAACGGAUGACGGAAUCGGUAUUAAUCCGUCGCAAACGGCGGGCGAUGUCUUCUUGAAACACGGAUCAGAGUUACGGCUAAUACCCAGAGAUAGAGUGGGCUGUUGU